Messenger RNA from Paramecium octaurelia, 291 nucleotides. Lineage: Eukaryota; Ciliophora; Oligohymenophorea; Peniculida; Parameciidae. The record is from the annotation of a GenBank genome assembly.
AUGCUAGAAAAUUAACAGAUGAUUAUAUUAAAUAAUUCUGUGAAGCAUUUUCAAGAACAAUUUAAAAAAUAAGAGCAUUAGUUUAUUUAGAAAUGGAAUUACUAAUUAAGGAUUCUAGUACCUCAUAUAUGCAUUGUGGACACGAUAAAAAUCUUGAAAUUGAUGACCAAUAAAUUAAAAAAUGAAUCUUUGAAAUAUUUAAUCUAAAUCUAUGAAGAUUAGAAGUAUAUAACAAAAAGUGACUUAUUUAUAAUUCAUUAUAAUAAACAUACAUCAAAUUAACAUAGAUGA